AUGUCUGGAGCAGCACGAGCCGUUGGUGUGGCCGCCGCUGUUCCAGCCUUCCUCGACAGAGCAGCGCCGUCUCGAGCAGCACGGACCACCAGUGUGGCCUCUUCUGGUCAAGCAUUCUUCGACAUAACAACGACCACUGGAGCAGCACAGGCCUCCACUUCGACUUUUUCGACAGUGCAGCGACAUCUGGAGCAGCACGGGCCGCCAUUGUGGCCGCCACUGUUCCAGCCUUCCUCGACAGAGCAGCAACGUCUGGAGCCGCACUUGCCGCCAUCUCUGUUCCAGCCUUCCUCGACAAAGCAACGACGUCUGGAGCAGCACUUGCCACCGGAAUGGGCAUUUCUGUUCCAGCCUUCCAUGACAGAGCACCGACAUUUCCUCGAGAGAGCUGUGACGUUUGGAGCAGCACAGGCCGCCAUUGUGGCCGCCUCUGUUCCAGCCUUCCUCGACAGUGCAGCGACGCCUGGAGCAGCACAGGACGCCGAUGUGUCAGAUACUGUUCCACUCUUACUCGACAGAGCAGCGACCUCUGGAGCACUACGGGAAACCGCCUUUUUCGUCAAAGCAGCGACGUCUAGAGCAGCACAGGCCGACGAUGACGCCGCCUCUGUUGCAGCCUACCUCGACAGAGAAGCAACGUUUACAGCAGCACGGGACGACAGUCUUUCCUCGACAGAGCAGCGACGUCUGGAGCAGCACGGCCUUCCAUUGACGACACCUCUGUUGCAGCUUUCCUCGACAGAGCAGCGACGUCUGGAGCAGCACAAGGCCCCCAGUGUCGCCGCCUCAGUUCUAGGCUUCCUCGACAGAGCAGUGACGUCUGGAGCAGAAAGUGCCGCCGGUGUGGUCAUGUCUCUUCCAGCCUUCCUCAACAGACCAGCGACGACUGGAGCAGCACAAGCCGCCGGUGUGGCUGCCUCUUUUCCAGCCCUCCUCGACACAGCAGCGACAUCUGGAGCAGCAUGGGCCGCCAGUGUAGCCGCUCAUGUUCCAGCCAUCCUCGACAGAGCAGCGACGUCUGGAGCAGCACAGGCCCCCGGUGUCGCCGCCUCAGUUCCAGGCUUCCUCGACAGAGCAGUGACCUCUGGAGCAGCACGGAACGCCAUUGGGGCUGCCUCUGUUCCAGCCUCAGUCUACAGAGCAGCAACGUCUGGAUUAGCUUGGGCCGCCAGUGUGGAAGCCUCUGUUCCAGCCUUCCUCGAAAGAGCAGCAACGUCUGGAGCAGCACAAACCAUCUGUGUGGCCGCCUCUGUUCAAGCCUUUUUCGUCAGAGCAGCGACGUCUGGAGCAGCACUUGACGCAAGAAUGGCAAUCUCUGUUCCAGCCUUCCUCGACAGAGCAGAGACGUCUGUGUCAGCACGUGCUACCAAAGUGGCUGCCUCUGUUCUAGCCUUCCAAGACAGAUCAGCAAUGUCUGGAGCAACACGGGCCACUGGUGGGGCUGCCUCUGUUCCAGAUUUUCUCGAUAGAGCUGUGACGUUUGGAGCAGCACAGGCCGCCAUUGUGGCCGCCUCUGUUCCAGCCUUCCUCGACAGAGCAGCGACGUCUGGAGCAGCACUGGCCGCCAGUGUGGCCACCACUGUUCAAGCCUUCCUCGGCACAGCAGCGACGUCUGGAGCAGCACUUGCCGCCACCGUGGCCGCCUGUGUUCCAGCCUUCCUCUACUUAGCAACGACGUCUGGAGCAGCACCUGCCGCCGGUGUUACCGCCUCAGUUCAAGCCUUCCUCAACACAGCAGCGACGUCUGGACCAGCAAGUGCCGCCACCUUACUCGACACAGCAGCGACGUCUGGAGCAGCAUGGGCCGCCAGUGUAGCCGCCCACGUCCCAGCCAUCCUCGACAGAGCAGCGACGUCUGGAGCAGCACAGUCCCCCGGUGUUGCCGCCUCAGUUCCAGGCUUCCUCGACAGAGCAGUGACGUCUGGAGCAGCACAGGCCGCCGGUGUGGCCGCCUUAGUUCCAGGCUUCCUAUACAGAGCAGCAAUGUCUGAAUCUGCACGAGCCGCCAGUGUGGCCGCCUCUGUUCCAGCCUUCCUCGACAGAGCAGCGACGUCUGGAGCGGCACGGCCUUCCGUUGACGACGCCUCUGUUCCAGCAUUUCUUGACAGAGCAGCGACGUCUGGAGCAGCAUGGGCCGCCGUUCUAAGCGCCUCUGUUCCAGCCUACCUCGACAGAGAAGCGACGUUUACAGCAGCUCGGGACGACAGUGUGGGCGUGACUCUCCCAGACUUCCUCCAUAGAGCAGCGACGUAUUUAACAGCACGGGCCGUCCGAAAUGGUCGCUUCUGUUCCUGUUUUCCUGGACAGAGCAGCGACGUCUGCAGCAGCAAGGACUUCCAUUGA
Messenger RNA from Schistocerca gregaria, 2343 nucleotides. RefSeq names its product mucin-19-like. NCBI's taxonomy places the organism in Eukaryota, Metazoa, Arthropoda, Insecta, Orthoptera, Acrididae. The record is from RefSeq and is a predicted model, not a curated record. Bases 1 to 2343 code for a protein of 780 amino acids. The transcript has 6 exons.